Caenorhabditis briggsae is the source of this 1701-nucleotide messenger RNA. The transcript has 10 exons. Lineage: Eukaryota; Metazoa; Nematoda; Chromadorea; Rhabditida; Rhabditidae. The record is from RefSeq and is a predicted model, not a curated record. Bases 1 to 1701 code for a protein of 566 amino acids.
AUGGCUUCAAACUCUGGCUCGUUGAGCAUGUUCCUGCUUCUUAUGACUCUGAUGAUUACGGUAUCCAAUUAUUUUGGAACCAAUAAAAUAGACCUCCAACUUUCUGAAACCCAGAAGGAUCUCAAGAAACUAACAAACACUGAUUCUAAUUUCAACUACUACUCGAUUCAAAGUCAAAAAGACCUUCUGGAGCAAGUGAAACGUGGAAUCAAUCAAGAAUUCUAUCAACGAGUCAUGCCAGAAGUCAUUUGUAAGGAUAAAGUGAGAAUAGGAGAGAAGUCCGAUGGCGGGAAAUAUGUUUGUAAGCCAGAGGCAGUGAAUCAAGACGAUUGCACAAUCAUGUCACUGGGACUAAACAAUCAAAUUGAGUUCGAUGAGCACAUUUCAAAGGUCACCGGUGGAAAAUGCACAAUUCUAGGAGCCGAUAUUGCCGAACAAAGUAAUUCAACCAAAUCCAAAUACGCUGCUAUCAAUGGUCUACUGUUUGUUGGAAAGAUUCCAGAGACUCUUGGCCUUCUAGACAUUCUAAAAAAGACAGGAAAAUCAAAAGUGGAUUUUCUAAAAGCCGAUAUCGAAGGUGGAGAGCACGCUGGGUUGGAGCCAUUGAUCAAGGAGCAUUCGGUUUGUCAGAUUUUCAUCGAAAUCCACGGAUCGCCAUCUCUCCAUCUGGAAAUGCACCAAAAAAUGGCUAAAUACAACUUCCGAAUUUUCAGUGUUGACCCAAAUUUCCAAUGUCCUACAUGCUGUGAAUACAGUUUGAUCAAUGAAAAUUGUAUGAAACAGUAUGGAGCUGUUCCACUCCAAUCCUCAUUGAGUCUCUUCCUACUUCUUCUGAUUCUGAUGAUAACGGUGUCGAAUUAUUUGACAGCUAAUCGAACAGACCGCCAACUCCUUCAAGCUCGUCAUGAGAUCCAGGAAGUCAGCAAUGGUCGAGUGCAACAAGCCAAUUAUCGUAUGGAGCAGGGUCCACGGGAGCCUGAAAACCCAGAAAACCAAGAAGAACCAUCCCACAUCAAUCCACUGAAGUACUACUCGGCUCAAGCACAGAGGGAUCUUUUGGAGGCGGCCGGACGAGAAAUCAGUCAGGAAUUUUAUCAAAAAGUGUUGCCAGAGGCUGUUUGUAUUGAUAAAAUGAGAGUUGGAGAGAAUUUGGAGGGUGGGAAAUACGUUUGUAAGCCGGAGGCAGUGAAUCAACAGGAUUGCACAAUCAUGUCUCUCGGACUUAACAAUCAAAUUGUGUUUGACGAGCACAUGUCAAAGGUCACUGGAGAAAAAUGCACCAUUCUGGAAGCGGAUUCGACCGAACAAUCCGCUGAGACCAAAUCCAAAUACGCUGCGAUCAAUGGUCAACUGUUCGUUGGAAAGAUGCCUGACACUCUUGGCCUUCCAGACAUACUCAAAAAAUCGGGAAAAUCGAAAGUGGAUUUUCUAAAAAUCGAUAUCGAAGGAGGAGAGCACGCUGGGUUGGAGCCAUUGAUCAAGGAGCAUUCGGUUUGUCAGAUCUUCAUCGAAAUCCAUGGCUCACCACUGUCUCACUUCGAAGUGCUCCAAAAGAUGGCCAAAUACAAUUUCCGUGUGUUCAACGUGGACCCGAGCUACAAAUGUGUCACAUGCUGUGAAUACAGUCUUAUCAAUGAGAAUUGUAUGGAACAGUAUGGAGUUGUCCCACUUGGAACCACGAUUCCAAAGCCAGAUAUGUAG